AGGUUUGCUGGUUGAUUUAUGUCUGCAGCAGACUUUCUCACAUAGACCUGUGCUAAACAUGCUUUCACGAAAUCUUGUCAUUGCUUCAGUGGCUGUGGUGUUUUUGGCGUCUACUGUAUCAACAGCUCCUGUCGAAGAUAAAGAGCCCGAAGAGAAUGACUUUGAAGCUGAAGAAGGUGAAGAAGAACUUUCUGAGGAGGAGGAGGAUGAUGACGAUUCCAAAGCUCAGCACAUGAAGGGAGCUGGAUCACAGCAGGCCACUUCAGCACCCAAAGGCUCGGGUCUGAGUCCUUCGCCUGGCAGCUCCGUCUUGGGCGAAUCCCCAAACGGUCACAAGCUUAAUGGUGCUUCACAAACCGGCCAAGUCUCAUUGAGCAGCAUGUCGUCAUCUUCAGAGGGAUCCAGCGGUAGUAGCGGUAGAGACGGGUACUCUCGCCCAUCUGCCUCAAGUUCUCAUGGUUCAAGUAACAAUGGACAGGAGGGGUCCAAAUCAGAAAUAGCUUCUCCAGCGGGAGGAACUGGUGCUCAUGGAGCUUUAGCAUCUAAAGUCUCUGGUCCAGAUGGGGCCGUCCAUACCAUUUCUGUUGUGUCAUCAGGUCAAGGGUCAUCAGGCCACAUUUCUGCAGGUCACGUGAUCGGCCGACCUUCAGCAGGGCAGACGUCAGGUGCUUCUGCUGCUGUUUUCUCUGAGGUCCAUUCACAACCGUCAGGGUCAGAAGUCACAGUCGAACACACAGAAGGAUAUGAAAAUGGUGAUUCUGCUCAUGAAACAUCUCAGAUCGAGUCUCCAGAAACCCCAGAGACAGAAUCUAACGGUAAUGGACACAAACACCUAAUGAAUGGAGGAGAAACAGGCUUCACAGGCUUGGAUCAUUUCUUGCCGGACACGUCUCAGAUACAAGCAACAGGCACAAUAGACCAGUCAAACCACGACUUUCUUGUUGGCUUAAUGGGUGGAUUGGGAGAGGAGUUUGGUCCAGACGCUCAUACGGCCGGGUUAGAUCAGACGACACUUCAGGUGGAUCCCACAGCAGCUGGAUCUGAUCCAGGGCAUCCGUCCAGCGGCGGUUCGGUUCUAGACGUUCCUCCAGACCCAGCCGGAGCAGCUUCUCCAUCUGCUGACUACGGGAACAAUGAUUUCGCUCACUCCAUCAGCCUAUCUGAUAAUGGUUCACCGGCAGAUACAACAGAUUCGUCGUUAAUCUCGGACACGUUAAAACAUCCGGGUCAUUACUUCACGGAUUAUACAGAUGGCGGGGUGGAUAACGGUGCUGACGCUCCUGACACGAAGGGAAACGGUCGACACAAACCGGUUGUUGAAAUACAUAAAGUUGGCGUCGUGGACCACACACUCAGUCCUUACGCUGACAACACUGGUCAGGACAGUGUCACCGGUGUGAGUGCACAGACAGAUCUGGCAGGUGUGGCAGGUGAACUGGCGACAGAUGGUCAUGUUCAAACAGACACAAUGGACCGAGGUCAUUUAGCCGUGACGGACGGAUUUCCGAAACACACAGACGUUUCAUGUGUUUCUGAAAAGCAGAUUCUGUGCACGCGACUGGCGCUGGAUUUACAGAUGUCUCACAGACACAUAGUGAUGUGGUUCAGACAGAUUUACAGGCCACAGGAGAUCCAUUUGCUGUUUCCUCACAGACAGAUGUCAUGGGCACAGCUACAGCUGAACCUCAAGGGACUCACGGAGGUCCAACAGGCCACCCUGGUGCUACGGAACAGACACAGACAGCUGUAUCAGCAGGUGAACAGUACCACACAUCUGGUCAGGGUCCUGAAGGUGCAGAAAAUGUGGAACUGGAAGAUACCUGCUGACUUCCACAUGAAGCCGCGUGUGAAGUUUCUGCGCUACAGGUUUCAGUGUAUAGACCAGAACGCCUGGCAGAGGAACCGUCAACCCGCUCGCUAGACUUUAGCUGUCAUGUGUGUGUGUCUGUGUGUGUCCGUUUGGUUUAUUUAAACAUUCAGAUGAUGCUGUAAGUUAACUGUUUAUUGCCUGUUUGUAAAAUUGCCCUGUAAUUAUUUCAUCAACAAUGAAAAAAUUGAAAUAAGAGUCUCGAGUGAUCGAUGAUGCCAUGUUUUUAUUUUACAUUUUGAAAGCAGACACGGUGUGUAAAUGCAUUGCUGGUUUUUCCCCUGUAAUGUUGCUUCUGUUAUGACUCGCUUAGAUGUGAGAGCAAUAUUCUUUACAAACGUCCAAAAUUGUAUAUUGCUGAAUGUCUGUCUGUCUGUUGAAAAUAAACUUGACAUUAAAUGGAACAUCUAUUUUGAACAUCACAUUCAAGCGUUUACGACAUUGACAUUCACAAAGCGUUCGAAUUUAAAGAGAAAGUUUACGUAAGGGAUAAUGCAUGGCGUGGAGGUGAAGCGGAAGCCUUUAAUGCAUAGCUAGCCGUGUAUUAUCCAAUUUAUACAAUGGUUAAUUGCCAAGUUAAAGAUGUUAUUGAUGUUUACAAUAUUAUUUUAGAUCAAACAAAUGACGGAUAUUUGUCAGUUCAUUUUAAAUGUAAUCAAACUGAUUGGAGCUACCCGUGCGUUAAAGGCUUUUAAUGCACACCUUCCAACCAAUCAUAAUCCAGUAUUCAAACAAACAUAACAAAGCAAAAAAUCAAAGCAAAAAAGUCACCGUUUAUUCCCCCUUGUUCCCCCCUUUCUUCAAUGGAACACAAAAGAAAAUUUUGUAGUUUGUUCAAACAAUGUAAAUCAAUGGUGUUUACAUGCUUCAAAAUAUCUUUUGUGUU
This is a messenger RNA of Triplophysa dalaica, 2753 nucleotides long. RefSeq lists its product as uncharacterized. Bases 59 to 1921 code for a protein of 620 amino acids. NCBI's taxonomy places the organism in Eukaryota, Metazoa, Chordata, Actinopteri, Cypriniformes, Nemacheilidae. The record is from RefSeq and is a predicted model, not a curated record. The transcript is spliced from 38 exons.